GGGAAACCGACAAUGAGAAGCCGAACCCCGAGUGUGCGGCGUCGCUGAUAAAGUCAGACGCACAGUGAGUGAGUGAAAAUGUCACGACAACUAAACAAGCGAGCAAGUUUUUCACAAAAAGAAAAGUUAAUGGAUUAUAUCGAGACCCAUAUGGAUCUAAUGAGUAAACCCAAAGAGCCAGAUCUCUGCUUUCGUAUAAAGGAAGAAUGGAAAAAGCUGGGAGAUAUACUAAACUCAAUUCGUGGAUCAACUAAGUCCGCAUCCGAAUGGAAACAGUAUCUCAAUGAUUGGAAAAGGAGAACAAGCAAGAAAUACCAAGCCGUAAAUGCGAGUAUGCAAAGAUCGGGAAACUAUGAUUAUAAUUUUCUAAUGAAUCAGUUUGAAGAAAUUGAUCAGCGAUUGAUUAGAAUAAUGACACAAGAGGAGUUGGAAAAGGUGGCAGGACACCCUUCUGAAUCCGUGACGUCAGGAAUGAGUGGAGCGCCACUGUAUAUUGCUGGAUCUACUAGAUCCACAUCUCCAGAAAAUGAAAUUUUUGUUCCUAUUCAACCUGUUUCCGAGGUAUGGAUACCUAAAGAAGAGGACAUUACCGAUGAGAUAGAAGCUAGUCAAUCUUCAGCUUCAUCACCGGUGAAUGUGCCUAAACUGCCUAUACCCAUGCCCGAAAGAAAAAAACCAAGAAAGCAAGAUAAAAUAGAAAAGCUAGAUGACAAAGAUGAAAAUGAUUCGCAAAUGUUGCAAGAAAUGCUUGCAAUGAAGAAAGAGAAGUUAUGUCAUUUGAAAUCAAUGCAAAAGAUUGCUAAGAAAAAUUUUAAGUUGAAUUUACGGAAAGAAGAAAGAGAAGACUACAUUUUUGAAAUGUUGCUGAAAAAAGACAAAAGAGAAGAGGAAGAACAUCAUAUAAAAAUGCAAAUCCUUCAGGCAAAAUUGGAUGUUCUUAAAAAGGAAUUAAAUAAGUAAUUAUUAUUAAUUAUUAUUGCCCAUUAUGGUAAUCAAAUUCUGGAAUAAAGACUUUUAAAAAUA
This is a messenger RNA of Phlebotomus papatasi, 1023 nucleotides long. RefSeq lists its product as uncharacterized. Bases 79 to 960 code for a protein of 293 amino acids. The transcript is spliced from 2 exons. The record is from RefSeq and is a predicted model, not a curated record. NCBI's taxonomy places the organism in Eukaryota, Metazoa, Arthropoda, Insecta, Diptera, Psychodidae.